This is a messenger RNA of Ictidomys tridecemlineatus (thirteen-lined ground squirrel), 4132 nucleotides long. It is a transcript of the gene Adamts1, whose product is annotated as ADAM metallopeptidase with thrombospondin type 1 motif 1. The record is from RefSeq and is a predicted model, not a curated record. Gene Ontology annotation, biological process: extracellular matrix organization; proteolysis. Gene Ontology annotation, cellular component: extracellular matrix. NCBI's taxonomy places the organism in Eukaryota, Metazoa, Chordata, Mammalia, Rodentia, Sciuridae. Gene Ontology annotation, molecular function: metalloendopeptidase activity; zinc ion binding.
AUGCAAAGAUCAGUCCCUGUGGAGUCCCGAAGGCACAGGCUGGUCGGCGAUAUGGGGUACGCUGAGCGAGCGCCACGUUCUUGGAGCUUUCAGCCUGCACCCACGCUGCUGCUGCUCGCGGCGGCUGCAGUGCUGUUUAUAGUGCCCGGCGCGCAUGGGCGCCCCGCGGAGGAGGACGAAGAGCUGGUGCUGCCAGCCCUGGAGCGCGCCGAAGGACGCGAGACCACGCGCCUCCGCCUAGACGCGUUUGGCCAGCGGCUGCACCUGAAGCUACAGCCCGACCGCGGCUUCUUGGCGCCAGGCUUCACACUCCAGACUGUGGGGCGCAAACCCGCGCCUGAGGCGCAGCGUCUGGACCCCGCCGGCGACCUAGCACACUGCUUCUACUCUGGCACCGUUAAUGGUGACCCCAGCUCGGCCGCAGCCCUCAGCCUCUGCGAGGGCGUGCGUGGCGCCUUCUACCUGCAAGGCGAGGAGUUCUUCAUCCAGCCGGCACCCGCAGCUGCCACUGAGCGCCUCGCCCCCGCCGCCGCCGAGGAGGAGCCGAUCGAGCGGCCUCAGUUCCAUCUCCUGCGGCGGAGGCGGCGGGGCGGUGGUGGCGCCAAGUGUGGAGUCAUGGACGAUGAGACCCUGCCCGCGAGGGGUGCAGAACAUGAGGGAGAAGACCUUGGAACGCAGUGGCCUCAGCGGGACCCGGAGCCGCAACACGUGGGACAGCCAACAGGAACUGGAAGCAUAAGAAAGAAGCGAUUUGUGUCCAGCCCCCGCUAUGUGGAAACCAUGCUUGUGGCCGACCAGUCAAUGGCAGAGUUCCACGGCAGUGACCUAAAGCAUUACCUUCUCACCUUGUUCUCCGUGGCAGCCAGGUUGUACAAAUACCCUAGCAUUCGAAAUUCCAUCAGCCUCGUGGUGGUGAAGAUUUUAGUUAUCUAUGAGGAGCAGAAGGGGCCAGAAGUGACCUCCAAUGCUGCACUCACUUUGCGGAACUUCUGCAACUGGCAAAAACAACACAAUCCUCCCAGUGACCGGGAUGCAGAACACUAUGACACAGCGAUUCUUUUUACCAGAGAGGACUUAUGUGGGACUCAGACAUGUGAUACUCUUGGAAUAGCUGAUGUUGGAACUGUGUGUGAUCCCAGCAGAAGCUGCUCGGUCAUAGAAGAUGAUGGUUUACAAGCUGCUUUCACCACAGCCCAUGAAUUAGGCCACGUGUUGAACAUGCUUCAUGAUGAUUCAAAGCAGUGUGCCAGCCUUAACGCUGGGAACCAGGGUUCCCACAUGAUGGCCUCAAUGCUCUCCAAUUUGGAUCACAGCCAUCCUUGGUCUCCCUGCAGUGCCUACAUGAUCACAUCAUUUCUGGAUAAUGGUCAUGGGGAAUGUUUGAUGGACAAGCCCCAGAAUCCCAUACGGUUACCAUCUGAUCUCCCUGGCACCUUGUAUGAUGUAAACCGGCAGUGCCAGUUUAUGUUCGGGGAGGAGUCCAAACACUGCCCAGACCCAGCCAGCACGUGUGCCACCUUGUGGUGCAAUGUCAACUCGCCCUCUGGUGUGCUGAUGUGCCAAACCAAGCACUUCCCCUGGGCGGAUGGCACCAGCUGUGGGGAAGGGAAAUGGUGUAUCAACAGCAAGUGUGUGAACAAGACCGACAAGAAGCAUUUUGAUGCCCCUGUUCAUGGAAGCUGGGGAUCCUGGGGAUCCUGGGGAGAUUGUUCGAGAACUUGCGGCGGAGGAGUUCAGUAUACAAUAAGAGAAUGUGACAACCCAGUCCCAAAGAAUGGAGGGAAGUACUGUGAAGGCAAACGGGUGCGCUACAGGUCCUGUAACGUGGAGGACUGUCCAGACAACAAUGGAAAAACCUUUAGGGAGGAACAGUGUGAGGCACACAAUGAGUUUUCAAAAGCCUUUGGGAGCGGGCCUGUGGUGGAGUGGACCCCCAAGUAUGCUGGUGUCUCACCAAAGGACAGGUGCAAGCUCAUUUGUCAAGCCAAAGGGAUCGGCUACUUCUUUGUUUUACAGCCCAAGGUUGUAGAUGGUACUCCAUGUAGUCCAGAUUCCACUUCUGUGUGUGUGCAAGGACAGUGUGUAAAAGCUGGUUGUGAUCACAUCAUAGACUCCAAAAAGAAGUUCGACAAAUGUGGUAUUUGUGGAGGAAAUGGAUCUACAUGCAAGAAAAUAUCAGGAUCCAUUGCUAGUGCAAAACCUGGGUAUCAUGAUGUUGUCACAAUUCCAAGUGGAGCCACAAACAUUGAUGUGAAACACCGGAAUCAGAGGGGAUCCAGAAACAAUGGUAGUUUUCUUGCCAUCAAAGUUGCUGAUGGCACGUAUAUUCUGAAUGGUGACUUCACUUUGUCCACUUUAGAGCAAGAUAUUACAUACAAAGGUAUGGUCUUAUGGUAUAGUGGCUCCUCCGCAGCGCUGGAAAGAAUCCGCAGCUUUAGCCCACUCAAAGAGCCCUUAACCAUCCAGGUUCUUACUGUGGGCAAUGCUCUCCGACCCAAAAUUAAAUACACCUACUUCGUGAAGAAGAAGAAGGAAUCUUUCAAUGCUAUCCCUACUUUUUCAGAAUGGGUCAUUGGAGAGUGGGGUGAAUGCUCUAAGUCAUGUGGAUUGGGUUUGCAGAGAAGACUGGUGGAAUGUCGGGACAUUAACGGGCAGCCUGCAUCUGAGUGUGCGAAGGAGGUGAAACCAGAAAGCACCCGACCUUGUGCAGACCUGCCUUGCCCACACUGGCAGCUGGGAGAAUGGUCACCAUGUUCCAAGACUUGUGGGAAGGGUUACAAAAAGAGAACCUUGAAGUGCCUGUCCCAUGAUGGGGGAGUGUUGUCUCAUGAGAAUUGCGAUCCUUCAAAGAAACCUAAGCAUUACAUAGAUUUUUGCACGAUAGCAGAAUGCAGUUAAGCAGGGUCAGUUUUGAGGAAAAGGCAGUGUGGAAGGACUGACGCACCGAAUAAGAAUGCUGGAGGGAUUCAGUGUAUCUUGCCAAUAGCCAGUGAGGUGUGUCAAUCGGGGGAGUGUGGAGGUAAAUAGGAGUUAGAUCGUGAGAAUAUCCUGCCAGUUACAAAUCUGAUAGGCUAGUUAAUGAGGAUUAUUAACCUGUGAGCAAUGAUAUAGCAUGAAAAGCCCCAGGGCAUUAUUAUUAUUAUUUCUUUUGUUACAUCUAUCACAAAAACAAUUGUCAAAAUAAGCCAAUAUUUUUAUAUUGCAAGCCCUGCUUCCUGGUACUGAUUAAAUUCUUUGUACCAUGCAAGUUGGUAAUGAAAAGCAGAAGAAAGAUGAAAUUUUGUUUAAAACAUGGCUUACUUUACCUCACUAACAAAAGGGGAAGAAAGGAGUACAAAGAGGUUAUCUGAUCAGCAGUCCUUAUGGCCACUAUAGUAUCAGAGAAUGUUUAUGCAUCUUUUCCAUCAAGAGUGAAGAGUUCAGAUUGUCCAACAUGAGAGAAAGGCUCAUAGCUCCUUCUCUAACGCCUUGUACCAUCUCAGUCUUUAUCUGUGUCAUUCACAUAAAUGCAUGUAUUUCUAAGAGUGCAUCAAGUCUACAAGGCCAAGAAAAGCAGCAGAGUACGAGGUGCUGAUAAAAACUCAAGGUGACAUGAUGAGUUUGGUACUUCUGGUCUACCUUCCUCCUUAUGUAAGCCGACUGUGGGAAUGUGGAUGUGGAAAAGUGAAUUGUGUCUUAAGAAGUCAGUGAGACCACACAAAAGGAUGUAAUGCCAGAGCAAGAAUGGAGCACAUAGAACAGUGUCCCCUGGGCUUAGGGACAUUGAGAUCACUUGUCUCAUGGUGAGGAGGCUGCUGAGGGGUAGCGGGUCCAUCCCGGCAGCUGGUCCAACAGUCGUAUCCUGGUGAAUGUCUGUUCAGCUCUUCUACAGAGAGAUAAUAUGACUUUUUCCAUAUGUAUAUAGUAAAGUGUGUUACUAUAAAUUAUAUAUGUACUUUAUAAGUAUUGGUUUGUGUGUCCCUUCUAAGAAGGGCUACAGUUUGUAAUAAAUGCCUAUAAUAACAUAUUUAUUUUUAUACAUUUAUUUCUAAUGAUAAAACUUUUAAGUUAUAUCGCUUUUGUUAAAGUGCAUAUAAAAAUAGAGUAUUUAUACAAUAUAUGUUACUAGAAAUAAUAAAAGAACACUUUUGGA